UUCAUGCACCUCGGCACUCCUCUCUCGCCGCAUCAGCGACCAACAUGAAUCGUUUACUUCUCACCGUCGCGAUCGUGUCCUUCGUGGUCACCGUCGCCACUGCUGGCGGAGGUGGAUUUGGCGGUGGACACGGAGGUGGAUUUGGCGGUGGACACGGAGGUGGAUUUAGCGGUGGAUUUGGAGGAUCCGGAGGCUACGGCGGAAGAGGAAGAGGAGGCGGUAGCUUUGGCGGAGGACACGGACGAGGAUUUGGCGGUGGCGGAUUCGGAGGGUCUGGAGGCUACGGCGGCAGUGGAGGUGGAUUUACCAGUGGACACGGAGCUGGAUUCGGCGGAGGACGCGGCGGUGGAUUUGGAGGAGGUUAUGGCAGCAGAGGAUUCGGAGGAGGUGGUUUUGGAGGAGGCCAUGGAAGCUUUGGCGGAGGCUUCGGUGGCGGUCGUGGAGGCGGCUUUGGAGGAGGGUAUGGCAAGUAGUCUUUCUCAAAGUCUUCUCGUCGGCUUCUUUUCUAUAUUUCGUGAAUGCCGAUCUAUUUUCGUAUUAAAAUUUUACCAAACA
Molecule: messenger RNA, 555 nt
Organism: Penaeus indicus
Lineage: Eukaryota; Metazoa; Arthropoda; Malacostraca; Decapoda; Penaeidae
Exons: 4
Coding region: 45-473 (142 amino acids)
Source: RefSeq, a predicted model, not a curated record